Molecule: messenger RNA, 1970 nt
Organism: Carassius auratus (goldfish)
Lineage: Eukaryota; Metazoa; Chordata; Actinopteri; Cypriniformes; Cyprinidae
Product: C-type lectin domain family 17, member A-like
Exons: 5
Coding region: 560-1210 (216 amino acids)
Source: RefSeq, a predicted model, not a curated record
AUACUGCCAAUGACUACCAGCAACUAUUUGACUACCAGCACUCUUCAAAAUAUCAUCUCCUGUAAAAGAAACUUAUACAUGCUGAGGCAAGUUAUACGUCUUGCAUGGUUGGAACAACUUGACGUUGAGUAAAUGAUGACAGAACUAUCCCUUUAAUAAAACACGCAAAUGGUUUCAUGUCAUCACAUCACAUCUGUACUAUGACUUUUGCUUGUGUUUGCAAUCAAUGAAGUGGGCCUAAUUGCCGACAACCUGCUGAUGUGAAGUAGUUUUGGCACAUCGCUGGUGCAAUGCAACUGCUUUGACAGAAAAGACAGUAGAAGUAAAAUGUGUCUAAUGCUAUAAGAGGAAGGCCACAGCACCCUACCCCCAAUCUCACAAAAUUAAUUUCUGAGUAUUUCUCUAAAUAGUCAGGAUAAAAAUGUAAGUGUCUGAACAAGAUGUCAUAUGACCACAGUGAUGCAUUAUUAAAUUGAAACCCAAAAAGCAGAACUUCAGAGCAGUCUAGUCUACUUGAAACAAAAGUUUCCACACUUAACUCUAGCAGACUGAAUGCAGUAUGUCUAACUCUGGCAACAUGAACAUUUCUGAUAAACAUGGGAUGGAAAGAGAAUAUGAAGAGAUGGAUAUAAAGAGCAGUAAUGUCAAUGCAGAAAGAGAGUACAUGAACAACAAGAGAUACCAAACACCUCGAAAUACAGUGAGGAUAAGAAACUACAGAGCAUCUGUGGUGUGUCUGGUUCUGCUGUGUGUUCUUCUGCUGACUGCAGUCAUAGUGCUGUGUGUCCACAGCCAUACAAACAAAGACCUGACAAAGGAGACACAUCUGCUUGAUGGAUGGAUUUACUAUCAAUCCAGUAUUUACUUCAUUUCCUCUAAAAUAAAGAGCUGGUCUGAGAGCAGAAGAUACUGUACAGAGAAAGGAGCAGAUCUGAUCAUCAUAAACAACAGAGAGGAACAAGAUUUUGUGAAGAAAAUAUCUGCUGAUGCUAAAGUCUGGAUUGGUCUGACUGACAGUGAUGUUGAGGGCACAUGGAAAUGGGUUGAUGGCAGCACACUGACCUCUGGGUUCUGGUAUCCUCGAGAACCCAAUGGACAUAUAAGAGAGGACUGUACUCUAAAUGAUUCAUCAGGAUGGGCUGAUUAUCCAUGUAGUGACAAUUAUAAAUGGAUCUGCGAGAAGAGCCUUGUAUUGUAUUCGAUGCACUGAAAAUACAUGAAGUACAGACUGAAUGUAGUGUCGCACUGCUUUAUGGCCAGAUGAGACACAAAUAUGCAGACAUACAUAUAAGCAGGCUGCAGGCGGUUGGUUUAUUUAUUUUUGGCAUCUGGUCAUUUUCAUUAUCACAAAUUUACUUCUCUUAAAUUAAAAAAAAAACAAAAAGCUCUUUGCUGUUGCAACGUACACAAUAAUAAUAAUUGUAAAAAAAAUCUGAUUUUUUUUUCUUUCAUAUGUGCUUAUAUAGGCUCCUUUUGUGUCAUUUUGGAGUUUCUAAGUGUCUGAAAAAAGCUUGCAAAAAAUACAGAUUUUUGAGAAUCACCGUUUAAUGAUUAUUUUUUGGUUUACUUUGCUGGAUAUAUCAAAUUAUGACAAAAUAAAAAUUUGAAACAAGAUACAAGGUCUAUGCUUAAUUUCAUGAAGUGUGCGAUUAAUCACAAUUAAUCACAGAAAAAGGGUGUGAUCAAUCUGAUAAAUUUUUUUUAUCAUUUAACAGCCCUUAAAAUACAUGUCUAAAAUGCAUGUGGAAGUGGCUCUGAGGAACAGAGGGAAAUUGCACAAUAUAUUUGACUGAGUUCGCAUUAAUAUAUUAAAAUUUAGGUACUAACACUCAAUUUUUAUGGGUAAAUAAGACACAACGAUGCAUCUUUUGUAAUGGUACUGCCCCAGAGAUAACUCUUGUAUCAUUUUUUUCCAGUUUUGUGAACAAAAGCAACUAAAUAAAAAAGGUGAAUGUCAAGAUAUUCUGUAA